UCAUGAAACCAAUAAAUGUUGGAAUUGAAGCCAUUGAGAUUUAUUUUCCUAAGACUUAUGUUAAUUAAGCAGAGUUAGGUACUAAAAAUUGAUUAGAUUUCAGAAUUAUUUGAUAAUGUUUCAUAGGGCAAGUAUACAAUAGGAUUAGGAUAAGUGAAUAUGGCCUUUGUUAGAUCUUUUGAAGAUGUAAAUACUAUGGCAUUAACAGGUAUAUUCAAAUCUAAAAGUUAGUGGUCACAAAUCUAUUAGAGAAAAAUUAAAUUAAUCCUGCAUUAAUAGGUAGAUUGGAAGUUGGUACAGAGUCAUUGUUAGAUAAAUCAAAAUCAACUAAAACUACACUUAUGAGAUUAUUUGGUGAAAAUACAAAUAUAGAGGGAGUAACCUCAAUAAAUGCCUGUUAUGGAGGAACUAAUGCUUUAUUUAAUACUAUUAAUUGGAUGUAGAGUGAUGCUUGGGAUGGUAGAUUAGGACUUGUUGUCUGUACUGAUAUAGCAGUUUAUGCUAAAGGAUCAGCACGUACUACUGGAGGAGCAGGAGCAGUUGCUAUGUUAAUAGCUCCAAAUGCAACUUUUACAUUAGAAACAAUUAGGACAACUUAUAUGAAGGAUAAUUAUGACUUUUAUAAACCUAAUUUUCAAAGUGAAUACCCUACUGUAGAUGGUUAGUUAUCAAUAUAGAGCUAUUUAUCUUCAAUUGAUAAUUGUAUUCAAUAAUACUUUAAGAAAAAUAAUAAUUUAGAUGCUGAUUUUUAUUGUUUUCACAGUCCUUUUCAUAAGAUGGUUUAAAAAUCAUUUUUAAGAGUUAAACUAAAUGAAUCAUUUGUAUAAAAAGUUGAAACUGGAUUCACAUUUUAAAAUUUUAAUGAAAAAUAAUCUCAAAUGCUUAAAUUUUACUAAAAUGAUUGGUUGAAUAAGGCUUUUCCAUCUUGUCUUUUAUCAAGAGAAUUAGGAAAUAUAUAUACAGGUGCUCUUUAUGCUGGAUUAAUUAGUUUAAUUGAUACAUAAGAUGACUUAAUAAAUAAAAGAAUAAUGAUGUUUUCAUAUGGUUCAGGAUGUGCAGCAUCUCUUUUUUAUUUGAAAUGCAAUAAAUCAACAAGAAUAAUGAAAUAGAAAAUGAAUCUUUAAGAACGAUUAUAAUAGAGAAUCAGAAUUUCCUGUAUAGAAUAUGAUCAUAUUAUGUAAUAAAGGGAAAUAAAUUACAAUAAACAUAGCCAAUAAUAUCAACCAAAAUAAGUUGAUUUAUAUCCAGGAACAUUCUAUUUAAAAUCUAUAGAUGAUAAAUAUAGAAGAGAAUAUCUUGUUCAUAAACAAUUAGAAUUGAAUUAAACUUCUGAUAUGAUAGUAAUUGAUAAUUCUAAAUCAAUCAAUAAAAUUUAAUAAAUUAGAGAUUAAAUAACUAAUAAUAAUAGCACAAAUGAUUAAAUUUAUUCAUAAUCUUAAAAGUAAUAUAAUUAAUUAUGGACAGGAUUUUAUAAGAAAACAAUAUAAUAAAGAUUAGAUUAAUUGGAAAAAACAAUGAAUGUAAAUGUUGAACCAUUCAAAGAUGGAGGAUUGUCAUUAUAGAAUGCAAAUUUAAUGGUUGAAAAUUGUAUUGGAAAAAUAUCAUAUCCUCUUGGAUUAGGAUUAAACUUUUUAAUAAAUGGAUAAUUUUAUUCUGUACCUAUGGCUAUAGAAGAACCAUCUGUAAUUGCAGCAGCUAGUGCAGCAGCUAAAACUAUUAGUGAAGCUGGUAUUGGAUUCUAAACAUAUUCAAGUCGCCCUGUAAUGAUGGGUUAAAUUUAAUUAUUAGAUGUUAAGAAUUUUUCAAAAAUAGAAUGCUUAAUUGAUUCUAAUAGAUAGACAAUUAUUAAUAGAGGAAAUUAAGCAUGUUAAAGUAUGGUAAAAAGAGGAGGAGGAAUUGAAGAUGUGAAAUGUAGAAAUUUAAAUAAGGGACAAUGUAGUGUAGACAUAUUUAUAAAUGUAUGUGAUAGUAUGGGAGCUAAUUUAGUAAAUACAGUUUUAGAAUUUGUUGCUCCUUUAAUAGCUGAAAUCACUGGAAGUAGAAUUGGAAUUAAAAUAUUAACUAAUCUAUGUAUGAAUAGAAAAGUAACAGCUUAAUUUAGUUUAGAUAUAGAUAAACUCAAUUAUAAAUCAUUAAAUGGCAAAGAAGUAGCUAAAUUAAUGUUAGAAGCCUAUUAAUUUGCAGAAUUCGAUAUUUACAGAGCUGUUACACAUAACAAAGGAAUUAUAAAUGGGAUAGAGGCAGUUUGUAAUGCUACUGGAUAAGAUGCUAGAGCAGUUAAUGCAUCUUUACAUGGAUAUGCAUCAAUAAAUGGAUAAUAUAAACCACUUUCAUCUUAUAAAAUAAUUGAUAAUAAAUUUAUAGGUGAAUUAACAGUACCAAUUAGUGUUGGUACUUAAGGAGGAGUCUUACCUUAAAAUCCUUUAUAUUCAUAGAUUUUGUAAAUUUUAGAUUAUCCUGAUUCUUAGAAAUUGGCUGAGAUUAUUGUAUCUGUAGGUUUAGCUUCAAAUUUUGCAGCAUUGAGAGCUUUAGCUGUUGAGGGUAUAUAAAAGGGACAUAUGACAUUACAUGCUAGAAAUAUUGCUAUAGCUAGUGGUAUACCUGAACAUCUGGUUGAUGAAGCAGUUCUAUUUAUGAAAAAUAGAAAUAAUUUCAAUAAAUAAACAGCUUUAGAAUUUCUUAAAGCCUAUAAUGUAUUUUUUGAAAUUGGAAAGGCUAAAGGAAAGUAAAUGAAAGCAUUUUGCACCUUUACAGGAUGUUUUGAUUUAAUUGGGACACAAGAAAAAGUAGAUUUACAUGUUGUUUUUGAAUGCGAUUAAAAUAAGAUAAAUUUAAAUUAUGCUGAUGAUUCUGCAAUAAAUAGAUAAAUAUUUGGAUUAAAAGGUUAAGAAUGGUUGAAGAAUUUAUUUUCAGUUUUGAAUACAGUAAAAAUUAAUAAAGAAGUUGAAUUAUAUUAAUCUAAUAAUUUGACUUCAAAAUUGAAACUUUUAGCAAUUUUGAUAAAUUUAUUAUGUUUCAAUAUGUUAAGUCUUGAUUUUGAUAGAUCAAAGAAUUUUAUAUUGAAUUAGAAACCUUGUUUAGGUGGAGCUAUUUCACUUAAAUAUGGAUUGUCACUUAUGAAUGAAUUAAUUCAUAUAUUUGAAUACAAUAUUGAUUAAUUUAUUGGAUUUCCUCAAUUAAGAUAAGCAUUAAUGACAGAAUUGAAUAAUAUCAUUUUUGCCCAUAUCAAAUCAUUUGAAUUGUUGUAAUAGGCAAAAUAAGGUUAUUUCAAUUGUGAUAAAUUCUUAUCUUCUAGAUAAAAACGAUUAUGUUGUACAAUGAUGCUACUUUGUGAUUGUAUUUCAUUAAAGAAUUUUAGUCCUUAGAUAAUUGAAGAGAUUAAAUUACUUGGAAGAGUCAUUGAAAUAUAAAUGACUUUAACAAGAGAUACUUAAAAAUGGAAUAAGUAAGAUAAUAUUAUUAAUAUUAUUAUAGAUCAACAUUAUCUGAACCUAAUAUGUAUACUUAUUGGUUAAUUGCUAAUUAGAAAUUAAUAUUAGGUGAUAAUAAGGAUAUUUUGACUUCAUUUUAUAAUGAACAUAAUAGAUUAUUAUUGUCUCUAAUAUAAGAAUUGGAAAAGAAUAUAUCUCAUCAAUUAAGUCAUCUGAAAGAUUAAGCUAUGAAUGCAAUUCAACUUUUUUAUAAACCGAGAUUGUGA
Messenger RNA from Paramecium pentaurelia, 3697 nucleotides. NCBI's taxonomy places the organism in Eukaryota, Ciliophora, Oligohymenophorea, Peniculida, Parameciidae. The record is from the annotation of a GenBank genome assembly.